Theobroma umbraticum is the source of this 1455-nucleotide messenger RNA. The record is from RefSeq and is a predicted model, not a curated record. Lineage: Eukaryota; Viridiplantae; Streptophyta; Magnoliopsida; Malvales; Malvaceae.
AUUGUAUAUUUUAUCAACAACACUUACUAUACAAGAGAUUACUUUCUGCAUAUGUUGAUACAUCAAAAUUUACAAGAGCAAGAAGAAGCGAGUGAAAAAGAGAGAAAAAUGCCGAGCUUGGGCAAUCGCGGCCACAUCCUAAAGAUCCCAUACCCAGCAUCUGGCCAUAUGCUUCCACACAUGGAUCUAACCCACCAGCUUCUUCUUCGAGGCAUUACGGUGACAAUCCUGGUCACACCCAAAAACCUUCACUAUCUAAAUCCUCUUCUCUCUGUGCAUUCUCCUUCCAAAGUUCACACUUUAGUCCUUCCCUUCCCUUCUCACUCAUCUAUCCCUUCUGGAGUUGAGAACAUGCAAGAAGUCACUAUAUCCUUCGUCCCUGACUUUGCCGCUGCCUUGAGUAAACUCCAUGAUCCUUUGUUUCAAUGGUUUCAAAGCCACCCAUCUCCUCCCGUUGCCAUUUGCUCUGAUAUGUUACUCGACUCUUGGACUAAUAAGCUAGCUUCCGAACUCAACAUCCCCAAUAUCAGUUUCCUCGUCGUCAAUGCAAAAACGGUUGCUUCGUGGUGGAUAAAUGAUCUGGACGUUAUGCCAGAAUGUUACAGAGAGCUGCAUCUUGGAUGUAUACGAAGCUGGGGCUUCAUCUUCAACUCGUUUACUGAGUCAGACAGUGAAAGUUUGCAAGUCAUCCAGGAAGAAUUUAUCAAACAUGAUCGUGUUUGGGAAUUGGGGCCGCUACUCCCCAUAAAAUCAAUCAGUAAUGGCCAUGCAGUGAGUACAAUACCCCAAGAUCAAGUCAUAACAUGGCUUGAUUCUUGCCACGUGGACAAAGCAGUCGUCUACGUAGGAUUCGCGACCCAGAUCAGAUUGACCAAACAACAAAUGAAGGCAGUAGCAGCUGCAUUGGAGGAGAGUGAAGUUCGUUUCAUUUGGGCUGUCAAAGAUCCAAUGGAAGAACUGCAAGAGGCCGAUCAUGAUGAUCGAAGCGUUAUUCUUAAGGGAUUUGAAGACCGAGUGGCAGGGAGAGGCCUUGUGAUCAAAGGGUGGGCUCCCCAGUUGGCGAUCGUCGGACAUCGUGCGGUUGGUUCCUACUUCACUCAUUGUGGAUGGAACUCAACCCUCGAGGCGAUCCUGGCUCGAGUACUGACGCUUGCUUGGCCAAUGCAGGUUGACCAUCUGGAAAACACCAAGCUUUUGGUUGAUGAAUUGGGUGUGGCAAUCCGAGCUGAGGGUUUGGAGAGUGUUUCGGAUGCAGCCAAGCUGGCUCGGAUCCUGUCUGACUCUGUGAACAUGAACCGGCCAGAGAGAGUUCGAGCCAUGAAGCUGCGGAAGAGUGCAUUGGAGGCCAUUAAAGAAGGAGGGAGUUCCUAUGAAGCUCUAGAUGGAUUAGUAGAAGAAUUGUCUUCUCAUGGUGCAAUGAAAUAAAAAGAGCAUAAGUAAACGAAGUGAUUAAAC